AUAGAUUUUUCUUGCACCAAUGAGUGCUUCAAAGAUUGUUUCUGUGUUAGUAUUGUUUGUAUUAAUCAAUAUAAGCAAUAAUAAUAUAAAUGGCGUCGAUGCAUUUCACAAAGUUUAUAGGAAAUUGCAAUCUAAAUCGACAUCGUUGGAAAUAGUUAGUCCUCUUCACAGAACCGCCUUUCACUUUCAACCUCCACGCCACUGGAUCAACGAUCCAAAUGGCCCAAUGAUCUACAAGGGAGUCUACCAUCUCUUCUACCAAUACAAUCCCAAAGGUGCGGUUUGGGGUAACAUUGUGUGGGCACAUUCGGUUUCUAAGGAUUUGAUCAAUUGGGAAGCACUUGAACCGGCUAUUUACCCCUCUAAAUGGUUCGAUAUCAACGGUACAUGGUCUGGUUCAGCUACACAUGUACCAGGAAAAGGACCGGUAAUCCUCUACACUGGUAUCACCGAGAACCAGACUCAGAUCCAAAACUAUGCCAUUCCACAAGACCUUUCUGACCCAUACCUCAAGAAGUGGAUCAAACCAGACGAUAAUCCAAUCGUAAGACCCAAUCAUGGCGAGAAUGGUUCUGCUUUCCGUGACCCGACCACAGCUUGGUUUAACAAAAAAGAUGGAUAUUGGAGAAUGCUUGUGGGCUCAAAGAGAAAGCAUAGAGGAAUUGCUUAUAUGUACAAAAGUCGUGACUUCAAGAAAUGGGUCAAAACCAAGCGUCCCAUCCACUCGAGAAAAAAAACCGGUAUGUGGGAAUGUCCUGAUUUUUUCCCUGUGUCCACCGACAAGAAAACCGGUUUGGACUUCAGUUACGAGGGUCCAAACACCAAGCAUGUGCUGAAGGUUAGCUUGGACUUGACCCGGUACGAGUACUACACUCUUGGAAAGUAUGAUACCAAGAAGGAUCGUUACAGACCAGACGGUAACACUCCUGAUGGUUGGGAUGGUUUGAGAUUCGACUAUGGUAACUUCUAUGCGUCAAAGACGUUCUUUGAUGACAUGAAGAACAGAAGAAUUCUUUGGGGUUGGGCCAACGAAUCCGACACCGUUGAAGAUGAUACUUCAAAGGGUUGGGCCGGAAUUCAGCUUAUCCCAAGAACAGUCUUGCUUGACUCUAGCGGUAAGCAACUCGUGUUUUGGCCUAUUGAAGAGAUUGAGUCAUUAAGAGGAAAGAAUGUACAAAUGAACAACCAGAAAAUGGAGAAGGGCCAACGCUUUGAGGUCCAAGGAAUUACCCCAGCUCAGGUGGAUGUUGAUGUGACAUUUAACGUUGGAAGUCUAGAGAAGGCCGAAAAUUUCGACCCGAGCUUUGCAACAAAACCACUAGAUUUGUGUAAUUUGAAGGGUUCAAAUGUGACAGGAGGCGUUGGACCUUUUGGUUUGAUCACCCUGGCUACAUCUGACCUAGAAGAAUACACUCCUGUCUUCUUCAGAGUCUUCAAAGAUGCCACAACCAACAAGCCUAAGGUCCUCAUGUGCUCCGACGCCAAGCCUUCAACUCUCAAAACAGACACCGGAUCUGACGCCAAGGAGAAGAUGUACAAACCUUCAUUUGCUGGUUUUGUUGAUGUCGAUCUAGCCGACGGAAAGAUCUCUCUAAGAAGUUUGAUUGAUCACUCCGUCGUGGAGAGCUUUGGUGCAAAAGGAAAGACAGUGAUAACAUCUCGAGUGUAUCCGACAAAGGCAGUAGGAGAUAAAGCUCAUUUGUUUGUCUUCAACAAUGGGUCACAGCCUGUGACCGUAGAGAGCCUCAAUGCAUGGAACAUGCAGAAGCCUUUGAAGAUGAACCAAGGAGCUAAAUGAUCACUCUUUUUUACUUUUUUCUUAAGAAAUUUCAUUUAUUUUUUUUAAGAGAGAGAGAGAGAAGAGAGAGUCUGUGAUACAACAGAAAAUAAACUUCUUAUUGUGUUUCUUUUCUAUUGACUCAGUUUGUACAUAGUCCAUUUGCUUAGAUGGACUAGAAUUACAAUUAAA
This is a messenger RNA of Eutrema salsugineum, 1969 nucleotides long. Its product is annotated as beta-fructofuranosidase, insoluble isoenzyme CWINV2. Gene Ontology annotation, biological process: carbohydrate metabolic process. Gene Ontology annotation, molecular function: hydrolase activity, hydrolyzing O-glycosyl compounds. The transcript is spliced from 6 exons. Bases 20 to 1798 code for a protein of 592 amino acids. Lineage: Eukaryota; Viridiplantae; Streptophyta; Magnoliopsida; Brassicales; Brassicaceae. The record is from RefSeq and is a predicted model, not a curated record.